This is a messenger RNA of Patiria miniata (bat star), 6568 nucleotides long. RefSeq names its product myosin-16-like. The coding region runs from base 188 to 5029 and encodes 1613 amino acids. The record is from RefSeq and is a predicted model, not a curated record. Lineage: Eukaryota; Metazoa; Echinodermata; Asteroidea; Valvatida; Asterinidae. The transcript is spliced from 22 exons.
CUAUCGCGCAAAUUUCGAAUUUCAAAGAGCUAGCCACCAGCAGCUCGAGCCACAGCUUGCUGCGCGUCCUUCGUUGUUUUUGGUUGUAAAAAAAGUGUGCCGAGUGCCGGUUGUGCCGACUAAUAUUAGACGAUAUACAGUACGAAUCCAAAUCCAUGUAGAGUCGGGUGCAUGUAGUUCUUCGAUCAUGUUUGCUACACCACAAAGACACCAGACAGUUGACAAGGAGAAUGUCGGUGCCCAGGUGAAGACACCAGGGAAAACCUUGAAUCCUCUUGUGACUCCAGUCAGAAAGCCUCUAGCUAGUCUCAACCAAGAUGUAACUGCAUCCCACAACUACAGAUCAUCAGCAAAGAUGGUGCAGAAGAUAUGGACCCCUGUCAAACACUGCACCCCUACCAGAUUGACAUCUGCAAACAAGACUCGAGGAAGACAAAGCAAGAAACACAGGAAAGGCAAAGAUCCAUCAGUGGCUUGGUCGUCUUGUAAGAGAACAGCCCUGAGUGUGACCGAAGCUGCUGAGUCUCUCCUCAAUCAAGUCCUUCUCAAAGAAAUAUCUGCUUGCUCUCAUCUUCCAAAGGAAAGUGGCACUGAAUGGAUGGAACCACUGUCUUCCAUAUCUGAUGGAGAUCAGCUGUUGGAACAGACUGUGUCAGGAUUGGUAGAUAGUGCAAUUCAUGCUGCCUUACAAGAAUUGAGAAAUGAGAAGGUGCAAGGAGCAACCUGCUCAAUCCCUACAAAGACCAGCAGCACAGAGUCACUGGCUCUAGAUCCUGUAACACCAACCACUGAUGGCUUGUGGAGUAUUGCUCUGGGGCUUGACGAGUCCUACAACAACUCUGGCCAGGGUCAGGACGAUACCAGCGUCUUCUUAGAGGACAACCUGUCCGGUAUUUCAUCUGAAUUAUCACUGGCGAAGGGAAUGGCUGCAGGGUGUAGUCCUGUCAUGAAGAUCAGUAAGCCAUGCUUUACACCUGCUAAUCAUCAUGAGGGUCAGGAAACAAGACUUGCUCCAACUAUCCACCAAGACAACAUAUCUAUAGACGCUGAUGGAGAAAACAGCAACAAUCACAUGCGCUCACGUAGAUUGGUGCUAGGCUUACCAGGAUCUACUCCCAUUGCUUCUCAUCAGAUGAUUCAGGGAACUGAUUCAGUCCAAAAAGUUGUUCAAAAGCUUGAAAUGACAAACAUGGCCCUGGUUGAACUUGAACCAUUAAUGAAAGUGGUACCAGCUGAAAUUGCAAUCAGGAGUUCAUGCACUGUGCCCAUUGAACUACCACACACCAGUCAUGGUACCAGACCAGAUGACAGAGCUAACACUUCUGUUGCCAUGACACCGGUCAAGACAAUGCAAACUGACCCUAUGACUUCUGCCACUAAUGUGGCUGGUGUAGCUGUUGGUAGCACGCCAGUCCACUCCAAUAUAACAGCAAUGACGGACAGCUCUGUUGGCGUGACCCCUGUGAAAUCUUACAGCAUAUUCACUGGGACUACUCCUCACAAACCAAUCUUAAAGACAGAUAGCUGUUUGAUGACCACGCCCAUUUAUGUCUCUAAAGCUUACAAUGGAACCACACCCACUGGAAUGACUGAUGGCGUGACUAUGACCAAUCCCACCAGUUCAACUGAUGCCUGUAUCGGAACCACACCUAUCAGGCCAGUUGAAGUUCUUAACAAGUCCGUCACAGCGACCCUAAGUCAACUGCCAGAUUCUGCUUUCGGAACAGCAUCCAAACAAUGCAGUGAUGCUAACUGUGGGACCACACCUGUUAGAGUGUCCAACACUUCAACUGUUACUACACCCACCGGUCUGAUGGAUGCCAGUGUUGGAACCACACCCUCUGAAUCAGUAGAAAUGACAAACAAGUCUGUCAUGGUGACGCCCAUCAGAAUGUCAGAUACUAUGACUGAAACCACACCAAUCCAAUCUAGCCAUGCCCUCAUCGGUACUACCCCAGUUAAAUCUGCUGAUAUUGGUCUGAGUACAGACCCAGCUCUGGUCACUGAUUCUUCUACAGGAACCAGUCCAGUACGAGUCACAGAGGUUGGGGUAGGUACAGGUUCAUACCAGGCAGUAGAUGCCCAGUGUGGAUCAACACCUGUUAGAGUUGUUGAUAUGAAAUGUGGAACCAGCCCAUCUGCCUCAGUAGAUGCAAGCACAGCUGUUACACCCCUUGCUCUCAGUACUGCAGAGACACUGACGUCACCGAUUGUUGUACCAGCAUUCAAAUUAGAAGCUGAGAGUCCAAGCCAACUGGAUGCUAGCAGUCUGAUGAGUCACAUGGAGUCAGCAUGUAUCAGUAAUGAACUCCUCCGCCGUGAGAUUCAGACAAUGAAGACAACCAAAGCUGAGCUACAACACCAACUAGAUGGAGCCAGAGAGCAACUUGAACGGAGGGAGGUGGUGGAAAGGCUGGAACAGCUUAAUCCGAAGGUUGAAUUGCGACAAACUUCAAAGGAGUCGUUACAGACAGAGGUUGAUAAUCUUCUCCUUCAAGUCGGUGAGCAGAUGAAUCAACUAGCUUUCCUACAAGAAGCCUUACAUCAGAAAUCCGCUGAGUUAUCAAUUGCCAACCAGGAUAAGAUCAACCUGAGAGAUCAGUAUCAAAAGGAGAUCCACAACCUACAACAGGACCUGUGUAUUGCUUAUAAACAACAACAGCAAGAAGUAUCUGAUCUCCAUGCAUUUUAUGAGCAGAACACCUAUGAGCCUCACUACAUGAGAGCUAGGGUUACCAUUGCUGAGCUCAAGACAGAACUACAAGCUUAUACUGACUUGAAAGACACACUGGAUAAAGCCGCUGAGAUUCAGGAACAAUUUGGAUGUAUUGAAGAGGCAUACAGUCUAGUGAAUGCACUCUUCACAAAGACGAUGGACAAGAAAGAUGAAUUGGACAAACAGCAAGUAGCGAUGGUUGAUGAGAUGAAUCACACCAAAGCAUUGAAUGAGCAGCUACAACAGCUGCUAGCAACAGCAAAGGACCAGCAACACUAUACACAGACACAGCUACAGGAUGCUAUCAAUGCUGAGAAGGACGCCCUCAAGUGUCAGGGUCAAUUACUGGGAGAAUUAGACGAGGUCUCACAGACUUCUGAUGAGAUCAAAUCAGAGCUUCAGAAUACAAAAUUAGAAUUGUCUGGCUACAAAAGUGAUUAUGAGACUGUCAUGGCCAAGAUGAAGGCAUUAGAGCAGCAGAGUAUCGAGCAUUUCCUGGCAGAGUGCACAGUGGAAGCUGCUUUGGCUAUUCAGAGUAAACAAUGGCAAGAUACCACGGCAGAGAUGCAGAUAGUGCAUUCACAGACUGGAGAAGAGAUUCAGAAUCUCAUGCUGCAGAAUACAAGACUUACUGCUGAGACUACUGACCAGAAGCAUCAACUGUCUAGUAGUCAAGAUCUCAUCAUUGCCCUACAGUCAGAACUUGAGAGAAACAAGGAGAUAAUGAACCAACAAGCUAAGGAACUGGAAUCAUUGGAGUGGGAGCGAGAGAUGAGCAAGAAGGCAAAAGCAGAUGCACAGAGGAUGGCCAGACAGAUUCAAAACUUUGAGCAGCAGUUUAAGGAGAACAUUGAAUUCCUUGAGGAGGAGAGAGUUGCCCUGGUAGAGUCAGCCCGGGAAGCAGAAGACCAACUCAAAGUCACCAGCUUGGAGCUAUCUCGCCUCAAGGUGGCGCUCUCCAAGGCUGAGGAAUCAGGAUCACAGUGGAAAGGUGCUGCAGAAACUUUAAGUGAGAGGCUUCAAUUCUGUCAGAGUGAGUUAGAUAACACAAAGGCCCAUGCUCACUGGAUGCUACUCAACCAAGCCACUGAGAUGAGAGAUGCUGCCGAUGGAUUGACAGCACUACUCAACAAGAUACAAGACGUAUUCACUCAUCUCAACAUCAGCAUGGAAGACCAACAGUUGAAUAAGGAAGCCUCUGAGCCAACUGCAGCUUCCAAGAUGAUCCAAUCCAAAUCCAAAUCACAGACAAAUGAGCUUGCAUCUGGCUCCUUAGUGGCUUCCAUCCUGAAUGCUAUCCAAUCUAAAGAUGAAGACAUCAAUGAUAAAGAUAUGGUACUACAAGAAACCCCGUCAGUCUCACUAGAGCAACAACCUCGCACCCCAAGCCCCUUUGACAGCGGCUUUGCUAUUGGUGGAUCCGGUAGCAGUGCAUUCACUGCUGUGGAGACAUCCACCAAUCCGAAUGCGUGUGCUGUAGAUAUGAAAGUCAACAAGGCUGACGAAUUGAAAGAGAGUAAAGAUGAUAGUCUAGCCCUAGUGGAGCAGGUUGAGCAAGCGAGGGCACUCUCAGGACAGCUUCUGAAGCUGCUACUGGCUCGUAAUGACACCCUUGUGUCAGUAGUCAAGGAGCUCAAAGAGGAAAGGUGUCAGCUCCAUACCCAACUCCUGAGAUCCCAGAAGUUGCAUGAUCGAGAGCUGUGCGUCAUCCGUGAGCAACUGCUAGAAUCAGAGAUGCAGGAGCGCCGUCUACAUCAGGAGGUUGCUAAUCGCAAUGCAUCAUUAACUGAACAACAGCAAGCAUUGCAAUAUGCACAGCAAAGACUGCAAUCCAUGGCUGAUAACUUGGAGAGAUUCUCUGAUCAGAAGUCAACCAUUGAGAAACUCCAAACUGAGACAGCUAAACUGACCAGCAGCCUGCGAGUUGCCCAGAGGGAGAAGGGCCUCCUACAAGAACAGCUGGACAAUGUCUUGUCAGGCUGUUCUCAAUCCAGCAAUGAGGAUGACGUUGAUGGGAGAGUGGCAUCGCAGCCAACAGCAGUCAGAAAUAAGCUGAUUAGAGAAAACCUGAGUCUCAAGAAGGAGUUGGAGAGGCUGAGAGUUUGCUUAGUUGAACGCCAGGAGCACUAUGAGACAUUGAAUGCUAGAGCUACCAAACAUAUGCGCGUGUUGGAAGACAACUGGCACAAGGCAGAUGCUGAGGUGUAUCGUCUGGAUGAAGUAUUUGAUCAUUGCAAACAGUUGAUGGAGCAAGUUCCUGUCACAGGUGAUGAGCAUUCAAGCAUGUCUGCAUUGAGGCAACUACUCAGCUGAGUUAUCUGCCUGAGUCAACACACACACCACCCCUUGCGGACACUGCUUUCAUCAGGCAUGCAACUUUUCCUUGGAUCCGCUGAUUUCCUCGUUAUUUACUUCUCAAGAAUGCCAGUUUUUGUGUAAUGGCAUGCCUGAUACAAGCUAUGCUUUCAAGGUUUUGCCACCUCUAGUGGCCUUUAUAUCUUGUUCAAUACUUAUAUUAUUUUUCAUUUCUGUCAUGAAGAGGGAAUAAAUGUGUUUGAAUUGAAUUGUCAUGACAGAUUGAAAAACACUGUACAAAGUCGUGUGUGGUUUGGAAUUUCCUCAUUUUUUCUAAAUGCCCCGUUGCAUGCCUGUUUCAUCAAGUUUCCUUUGGCAUUUGUUCAGUGCUUGCUUUGUAGUUUUACGCUGUAUAUAUGUUUACAUUGUAGCCUGGGGUAUGUUAAUCACACAGCUCUUUUUUACUACGACAUGUUUUCCCUUGGAGCUUCAGUGAUACCCAUGUCACUGUGCUCUUCUGUGUUAUAAUAUACUGCAUUGCGAACGGAGACAAUGUCUGCUGAGAGUCCAAAUGAUUUUCAGAUAAAGGAAACAUGGUGCUUGCCUGUGAUACACACGAGGUGAUGGGAUUCGGGCUUGACCAACAUUGCUAUGCUUUAUGUACAGUUAGCCAGUGUAGCAUGUUUUAAUUCAUUUGUUUAGUCACAGAGUUGGAUUUGAAAUGAAUUGUUCAUUAAGUGAUGUAGGUAUUCAAUAGAUGUGUUCAACUGUACAUACAAAAGUUGAAAGUAGAUUAGAAGGUAGCCAAACAGUGCUGAACUCAAAGGCCUUGUUUACACUUUUGAUGAACUUAAUACCUUUGGCAUGGUAACAAGUUGAGGAGUUUGUCAUGUGUUUUUAUUGGUAUCAAACACAAGUACACCUUGAAGAUGUUCCACUUUAAUGUAUUUAUUUACAACAAACUGAAUUGAUUCCUUUAUUAACCAGUUUUACCUCUUGUGACAAUCAGUUUGCAGUAUGUACAUUUAGUUGCUCCACUUUGUGUCCAUUUAUUGAUUUCAUUUAUUAAUUGUAGUGCAGCUCUGUAUUACGUUCUAUAAUGAAAUAAGGUUGAAACCACAGCAAUUGGAAUCUACUUGAGAACAGUGCGAUCACAAGGAUGUCACCCCGUCAUCCUUACAGAGAUUCUUACAAUACAGUUCUGUUGGAUGGGCACAAUACUUUAAAUGUGUUUUAAGACUCAAUAAGUUGAACUAUUCCUUAGAAAUAACUAGAGUUUCAUAUUUUUCUCAGAUGAACAUUAUACUACACAUCACAUAGAGGUUCAGAAUUCAAUGUGAGGGAGCAGGGGUUUAUUUUAAUAGCGGAAAAUCCAUUUUGAAUAUUAAUGAUCUGCUGACAAAUUGAACAAGCCCUUAUGAUUAGUAUCAAUUACUGGCUACAAACUACAUGUAUGUAAAUCUGCACAGGAUGGUUGUAGAACAUUUUGUCGAAAAAAAAAAGUUUUGUAAGCUACUUGUACUCCAAUAUUGCUAAUAAACCAUUGUUCUCUUCAAA